Molecule: messenger RNA, 870 nt
Organism: Psilocybe cubensis
Lineage: Eukaryota; Fungi; Basidiomycota; Agaricomycetes; Agaricales; Agrocybaceae
Exons: 4
Coding region: 1-870 (289 amino acids)
Biological process (GO): SNARE complex disassembly; intracellular protein transport
Cellular component (GO): SNARE complex; vacuolar membrane
Molecular function (GO): syntaxin binding; soluble NSF attachment protein activity
Source: RefSeq, a predicted model, not a curated record
AUGCCCUCCAAAUCCCCUGCCCAGGUUCUCCUAGAAAAGGCCGACAAAAAGGCAAACUCGUCUGGUGGAUGGUUUACCUCGUCCUCAACCAAAUACGAAGAGGCCGGCGAUCUUUAUCAGCAAGCCGCCAACGCCUUCAAGGUUGACAAACUCUUUAAGGAGGCGGGAGAUGCGUUUGCUCGAGAGGCUGAAUGCAGGGAGAAUUGCAAGGAAGAAAACGAAGCUGCAAAUGCAUGGUGGAAUGCUUCUAAAGCCUAUAAGAGAGGUUAUCCGGAUCUUGCUAUACAAGCUCUCACUCAGACUAUCGUUCAUCUGACAAAGAGUGGUCGAUUCAGACAAGCUGCAGACAGAGAGAAAGAAAUCGGCCAGAUUUAUCUCCAAGAGAACAACGACCUACGAAAGGCUUGUGAAAGCUACGUGCGAGCUGGAGAAUGGUAUCAACAAGAAGAUGCCGCCGCGACAGCUAAUGCUUGUUUCAAAGACGCUGCUGACCUCCACGCAGAGCUUGAGGAAUACGGUCAAGCAAUUGCUCGAUAUGAACAAGUUGCUGAUCAGUCUCUGACUUCUGCCUUGACGAAGUACAGCGUAAAAGAAUAUUGGCUAAAGUCAAUUUUGUGUGCUCUUGCCCUUGGUGAUACGGUUACGGCUCGACGAAACUUGACCAAGUACUCCAAUCAAGAUGUGACAUUUGCAUCGACCCGGGAAGCCAAGUUUGCCACUGCGUUGAUAGAAGCUGUGGAAGCAGGCGACAUCGAAGCCUUCACGGGAUCUGUGUUUGAGUUUGACCAAGUCACCAAACUAGAUAACUGGAAAACAAAUAUCUUGUUGAAGAUCAAACGUUCCUUCGACGAUGAACCUGGACUUGCUUAA